Molecule: messenger RNA, 2170 nt
Organism: Ictalurus punctatus (channel catfish)
Lineage: Eukaryota; Metazoa; Chordata; Actinopteri; Siluriformes; Ictaluridae
Gene: mapda
Product: adenosine deaminase-like
Exons: 9
Coding region: 494-1492 (332 amino acids)
Biological process (GO): adenosine catabolic process; inosine biosynthetic process
Molecular function (GO): adenosine deaminase activity
Source: RefSeq, a predicted model, not a curated record
ACUCAACGCUUUACUGAGUAGAAUCACUAAUUAGCACAAAUCUACUAGCAGUGCACUAAUAGUAUAGUUUAGUAAGGUAGUAUGCGCUUUUGCACUCAUAAAGAUAAAAUCUGUCUGUUGAUACAGCUAUAAAGAUAGAAUGUUUUAAAGAAUUGCUUUUUUCACGAAUCAUAGAACAAGACAGAAUUGGUUACAGACGCUGUAAUAUACAGGUAGUUUACAGUUGAGAGCAAUAGUUUACGUCCCCCAUGUUUUCUGGAUGAAACAUGAAAAUACAGAUAUUUUAUAAUACAGUGUUUCUGUAAAAAAUUAUUCCAAUAAAUUGAAAAUGAAAUGCGUUUGUAUGUGGCAACGAGACAACAAUCUAAAACAUGCAACAGAAUCUAUCCAUCCAUUUUUUGUAUCGUUUAAGCUUGGCGCCUAUCCCAGGGGACACGGGCCAUGAGGCAGGGCACAAUAGCACACACAUUCACACACUACGGACAAUUUGGAAAUGACAAUCAUCCUACAAUGCACAUCUUUGGACUGGGGGAGGAAACCGGAGUACCCAGAGGCGGGAAUCGAGCCACCAACCUCAGCGGUGCGAGGCAACCGUUUAGCUGUUGCACCUGCUGCUUUCAGAUGCUUCGAGGUUUUCAAAGUGAUCCAUCAGCUUGUUGAUUCCGAGGAAGACAUUUUGAUGGUUGCCAAAUCUGUUAUUGAGGAGUUUGCUGCAGAUGGGGUGAAGUACUUGGAACUGCGCAGCACUCCACGGGAAGAAGCCAAAACAGGUCUGUCUAAAAGAAGAUAUAUCGAGACAGUUCUUGAAGCCAUCCAUCAAUGUAAGCAAGAAGGAGUGGACAUAGAUGUCAGGUUUCUUGUGGCUGUGGACCGCAGGAAUGGCCCUGAGGUUGCUAUGGAGACGGUGAAGCUAACCGAGGACUUCAUGUUGUCCAGUGAUGGUGUGGUGGUGGGACUGGACCUGAGCGGUGAUCCUACAGUAGGGCAUGGAAAAGACUUGCUUCCUGCUCUUCAGAGGGCCAGGAACUCUGGGCUCAAGCUGGCAUUGCACAUGUCUGAGGUUCCUUCUCAGAAGGAGGAGUCAGAGUUGCUGUUGGAUUUGCCUCCAGACAGAAUUGGCCAUGGAACAUUUCUACACCCGGAAGCAGGGGGUUCAGACAGCCUUGUGGAUAAAAUUAGUAAGCUAAACAUCCCUUUGGAACUGUGCCUGACCUCUAAUGUCAAAGGUCAGACAGUACCUUCAUACGACAAGCAUCACUUCCAGUACUGGUAUGAGCGCCAGCACCCGUGUGUGCUUUGUACGGAUGAUAAGGGCGUGUUUUGCACCGAUCUCUCUCAGGAGUACCAGCUGACUGCGUCCACGUUCGGCCUCAGUCAGGAGGCUGUGUGGUCUCUUUCCCUACAGGCAAUUCAUUGCAGUUUUGCCCCAGAGGCUUUAAAGCAGAAGCUGGUGCAGAGGUGGGCUGAGUUAAGACCUCACAUCCUUCACUGACGAGGAUGAUGCUCAGUAUCAGUAUUCUCUCUUAGCUUGACUGUAUGUUAGUUUUACAGGGGGUAUAUGUUCUGCCCAAGAUACUGAAAGUACUUGAAUUUAGCUGUUUCUACUAACUUGCUCAAACACACCACUAUACAUCACCCCCAAGUGAUCAACACAGACCUGACAUCCACGGUUUUCGUUUAUGUUUUAAAUUCAUAAUGAUCAGAAAAUAGCAGUUCGAUCCAGGCUGCCAUUUAUUGAUUCAGUGCUUAGACCCCAGAUUUGCUAAUCCGUCUUGUUUUCAUGCAUCUGUUUCAACCCUGGUUUUCUAAUGUUAUCCCCAGGAAAUGCUCAUUUUGUCUACUGUAACACUGAAUAAUCUGUGAUUUCAAUGUCGUGCUGUUUCUGUGUCACACACACGCACUUUUACUAUCUCUGUCAUCACAGCCAAUUACCUCCAGAAGUCAAACGGUGAAGUGAGUGUUAAUGAAGUCUCUCCUGUACAUGUCUCUAAAGUGUUUUUAUUUUAAAUUACAAACUGGCAGCCUAUGAGACUGUGUAAUUAAGGGAGAGCAUCUAUAUAUUUGAGCUACCUCACUCUGUUAGGAAUGAAACAAUGGUUGUACAUGUAGUUUGAACAAUUAACAAUUUAACUGCUUUUCAGUAAAUAAUGCUGCUCUUAAUAUAAAUGCA